AAAACAAAAUCUGGAAAACCAUUAAAUGCCAGACAGAAGGCUCUGAAUGCUAAAAAGGCUGCUCUUAAAGGUGUUCACAACAAGAGAAUCCGAAAAGUUCGAACAACUCCCUCGUUCAAGAGACCUAAAACCAUGAAAUUACCAAGAGCACCGAAAUACGUCAGAAGUUUAACAACUAAGAGAGGCCUAGACAAAUAUAAGAUAGUAAAAUAUCCUUUGACAACUGAAACAGCCAUGAAGAAGAUAGAAGAUAACAAUACACUGGUAUUUAUUGUUGAUCGACGAGCCAAUAAAUAUACUAUUAGUAACGCUGUUAAAGCUCUCUAUUCUAUUGAAGUAGCGAAAAUUAACACCUUAAUCAGACCUGAUGGUGAGAAGAAAGCUUACGUCCGACUUCCUUCAGAUUAUGAUGGUCUGGAGAUUGCCAGUAAGGUAAGACCUGAUUAUAUAUUUUAUAUUUCUUAG
Molecule: messenger RNA, 465 nt
Organism: Lottia gigantea (owl limpet)
Lineage: Eukaryota; Metazoa; Mollusca; Gastropoda; Lottiidae
Exons: 3
Biological process (GO): ribosomal large subunit assembly; translation
Cellular component (GO): ribosome; cytosolic large ribosomal subunit
Molecular function (GO): structural constituent of ribosome
Source: RefSeq, a predicted model, not a curated record